Messenger RNA from Plasmodium gallinaceum, 4584 nucleotides. Its product is annotated as conserved Plasmodium protein, unknown function. NCBI's taxonomy places the organism in Eukaryota, Apicomplexa, Aconoidasida, Haemosporida, Plasmodiidae. The coding region runs from base 1 to 4584 and encodes 1527 amino acids. The record is from RefSeq and is a predicted model, not a curated record. The transcript has a single exon.
AUGAAGAUUGUAGAAGAACUAAAUGCAAUAUUUUUAAAUUGUUCUAAAAAUGUAGAUAAGAAGAAAAUUAAAAAUAUAAAAAAUAUUUUAAAUAAAAAAAAUAAGAAAAAGGAGAAGGAAUUAGAAAAAUUAUUUGAAUUUUUAUCAAAUUUAUUAAACAAAGAUUUAGAAAAAGAAGUUUUAAAAAUAAAUUUAUUAUCAUUAAAAGAAAAAGAAAAAGAGAAAGUCUUUAAUAAUUUAAGAAGAAUAUUUAGAACAUUUGUUUUAUUUAAAUAUGAAUAUGAAUAUAUAGAAAUUUUGUGCGAUUUUUUAUUUUAUUUAUUCAAGUAUAUGAGGAAAAUAAAUGUAAAGAAAAGUUAUAAAUUAAUAAAAAAAGUUACCAAAGAAGGCACAGAAGAUAAAGUUGAUUUUAUAGAAAAAAAUAAAAAAGAAAAAAAUAAGAAAGAAGAGAAUAAAAAAGAAGAGAAUAAAAAAGAAGAGAAUAAAAAGGAAGAGAAUAAAAAAGUAGAAAAAUUAGAUGAUGAAAAAAAUAAUGAUAAUAUAGAUAAUAACAAAGUGAACAAUAAAACUAUUAUUGUCUCAUGUUUAAAUAGAUACAACAAAUUAAUUUUUAACUUUUUAUUAAAUAGUAACAUAUUAAUAUAUUUAGAAAAAUUAAAAAAAGAAGAUAGCAAAAAUUUAAUAUGUGAUGAACAUUAUUUUUUUACGAAAUUAAAAAAUUCUAUUUUUAAUAAAAAAUAUAUGUUAGCAUUAAGUGAAUGUAUUCGUUUUAUUAUAUUAAAGUAUCCUAAAUUUCCCAUAUUUAUUGAUUCACUUUUUAAUUUAUUUUUUUAUGUUCGCAAUAAAUUAAUAAUAUUUUUUAUUAAAAAUAUUUAUAAAAAGAUUUCAGAUAUAUUUAUUUUAAAAAAUAAUGAAAUUAAUAAAAAAUUAACUAUAAAAAAAUAUUAUAAUCUUUUAUUUUUUGUAUAUUUCUUAUAUAAAAUAAAAAUGGUUAUUUAUUUAUAUUUGAAUUCAGAUAAAUGUAACUUAUUAAAUGAUUAUAUAGAAUCUAAAACUAUAGUUGACUUUUAUAUAAAAAUUAUAAGAGAUUAUAAAAAUAGUUUUUAUUAUUGUUUUUAUGCAAUAAAUAACAAUAAGAAUAAUCAAAAAAAUUCUCAGAAUUUAUGUUUAGUUAUCAUUUAUUUAAUUAACAUAAUUUAUACUAGUCACAAUGAUGUUCUUAAAGUAUUUGAUAAUAAUACCAACAAAUGCACUUAUUUUAAAAAAUAUAAGGAUAUAUUUUAUCAUUAUCAUAAAAUAUUAGAUAACGUAUUUAAAAAUAAUAAAGAUAACAGUUUUAUUAAAAUGAAAAGGAAAACCAUUCUCUUAAAUAAUAUGUCUACAAAAAAUUAUAAUAGUUUAAUUGAAAAAAAAAAAAAAAAAAAAUCUUUAAAUAUGGAUUAUAAGAAUAUAUCCAAUCAAAAUAAAAUCUCAAGUAAUGAUCAAAAUUAUAGUGACAUAAAUAAAUAUAUAAAAAAUUAUUUAUUGAAUAAAAUAAUUAAUGAAAAGGAAUAUUCAUUUUGUUAUUGUAUUUCUUUUAUAUAUACUCUAAUAAAUAGAAGUAUAAGAUUAUAUGAUUAUGAUACUAUUUUAAAUGAUAUUAUUUUUUAUAAAAAAAUGUGCUUUGAUGAAAUAUAUUCAGAAAAUCAAGAAGUUUUAAGUAAUCGAAAUAUUAAUACAAAAGUUCAAUUAUUUAAUUAUUCUAAAAUUUUAUAUAACAAUUUUUUUUUAAAUCUUGUAAAAAAUAGUUUUUACUUUUAUAUAAACAUAGAUAAAAAUAUUCUUAAUUAUUUUUUUAUUAAUGAAUUUCAGAAAUUUUUGAUGAACAAAAAUUUAAAUUACAAGGAUUUAUAUUAUCUAAUGGGGUAUAGAAUAAAUGAUAAAUAUCAUGAAAUUAAUAUUUUAUUACUAUUUGAGAAAAUUAUUUUUAGAAAUAUUUUAAAAUAUACCAUACAUAUGGAUUAUCAAAACUUAAAUAAUUAUGAAAAAAAAAAGGGGGAGAAAAUAAAAGAAAGGGAAGAACAUAGAGGAAAUAAUCUUACAUAUUUUUUUAAUAAAAAUUAUAAAAAAAUAGAAUCGUUAAACAUAAACGAGUUUAAUAUUAGUAAUAAAGAAUUAUAUGAUUUAAUUAUAAAAAAAUCAGAAAAUACUUUUAUUAUUCUUAAUAACCUAAAUUUUUUAGAUUUAAAUAAUUCUAUUAAGAAUUUUCAUUUUGACAAAAAUAUAAUUAAUUUACUUUUAUAUCAAUUAACAAAAGAAGGUUUUACAAUCUUAAAAUUCUUACAUGAUUCUAAUCUAAGAAAAAAAGAGAAAAUAAAUAUUUAUAUUAAGCAUCUUAAUUUCUUAGUUUUUAUAUUAAAACCCAUUUCUAAUUUAUUAAAUUCUUUUCUUUCAAUUAUAAAAAUAAUUGAAUCAAAAAAAAAAUGUAUACUGUUUUGUAAUGAGAAAAAAAACAUUUUAUUUGCAGAUAAUUAUUAUGAAAAUAUAAAAUAUAAAAAGAAAAAUAUGCAAGAAGAAAAAAUAGUCUUUCUAUAUUUUGAAGAAAAUUUUAAUAAAAAUUGUAUGAAAAAAAAGUACUUCAAAAUUUUGAAUAAGUUUAUUAAAUUAUAUAUUACUAUCAUCAAAGAAAAAUAUAUUAAAGGAAAGAUAUUUUGUGAUAAUGAAUUUAUUGAAAUUGGGAAGGUAAUUUUCUUUGUUUUUGAUUUUAUGAUAUUUUAUAUUUCUAAUAGUAUAAAUAUAAAUGAAAAAAAUCAUAUAAAUAUUUUAAAGGAUUUAAAAAAAAUUUAUUGCAACCUAUUUAAUGAUGUAAAUAAUUUAUAUGAAUUAAUUAAUAAUAAUAAAAAUUUUCAAAAAGAGGUGAAAAAUAAAUUAAUAAGUUUUUCAGAAAAUUAUUUAUUUAUAUAUCAGAAAUUAAAUAGUAAAAUAGACAAAAAUUAUUUUACCUUUUUUGUUAAUUAUGAUUAUUUAGAAGUUGAUAAAAAAGAAGAUAAUAAAAUAUCAAAACAGAUUUAUAAUCAAUUAAAAAAAUUAUCAAUAGAAAAAAUAUAUAAUAGUAGAAUAAGUGAUAAUGAAAUUAAUGAAGAUAUUAAAAAUGAAAGAAAUGAUAUUAUAAAUGAUGAAGAAAUUAAUGGUAACAAUGAAGAUAUAGUUAUUUCAAAUAGUUUUUUGUUAGAUUUAUUGGUAGAUAAUUCAAAAAAACAAGAAAAAAAAAAUGAUUUACAAAAAAAAAAAACUCAUAGUGAUUUAUUUUAUAACGUCACUUACUUAUUAAAAUGCUUAAAAAUAAAUAUAAAGAAAGAAGUUGCUGAAUCUUUGAUAAAAUCAUUAUAUUAUAUGCUUAAUUCAUUAAUAAUAAUAUCUAAAAAAGUAAAAUUAAUUUCGAAUAAAAUGGUUAAUGGGAUAAACGAAGGAGAAGUAGAAGAAAAACAUCAAAGUGAAGUUGAAAAUAUAGAUGGAAAUAAAAAUGAGAAAUCACCUACCUCCAUAUACAUUGAAGAUUUAACAAAUUUAGGAAAAAGCUUAAAACAUAUAUUAUUAUCAUUUAAGGUUAAUAAAAAUAUAAAAAUAAAAAAUUCAAAUAAAUUAAAUAGUAUAAUAAAAAAGUAUGUAUUUAAAAUAAUAACGAUAAUAAUUAAAGAGAGAAAAAAUAUUGACUUAAUAAAAAUUUGUAUAAAAUGUUUAGAAUACUAUAAUAUUAUUGAAAAAAAAAUAAAUAAUAAAAAUAACAAUGUAAUUAAUUAUUUAUUUGAGUUUUUAAAAAUUAUAUAUUUUAUUCCAUAUUUAAAGGGAUAUUAUUCAAAGUAUAUAAAUUUAUUUUUUAAAAGUGGUUUUGUUAGAUAUAUGAAUAUAAAUGAAUUAUUUAAUAAAGCAUAUAAAAAUUAUUUCCAUCAAAUAAUAAAUAAAUUUUGUUCUGAUUUUAAUAUUUCUGAUUAUAUAGGUAAUAAAAUGAAAAUAAAAGAUAUAGAUAUCACGGUAAAAAAAAAAUUUGUUAAUGAAAUCAUUAACAACAUAAAGAAAACGUAUAAAAAGAAUUAUGAAGCAAUGGAAGAGAAUUAUAAACAUUAUAUGAAUAGUAUUAAAAAUGAAAAUACACUACUAAACCCAUUUAAUUUUAAUAUCAUUCUUCAUAUUAUACAAAACAUAUGUAUUUUUUUUAAUAAAGCGUUAGCAGAUAAUAAUGCAAAUGUAUUUAAUAAAAAAGUUAGUUUAAAUUUAUUGGGAUUAUUAAAAAAAAUUAGUAGUAUAUUAAAUAUGAAAGAUAAUAAUUUACUAAUUUUUAAAGGUGAACUAAUAAAAAAUUUAAUAGAAAUUCAUAAAUUUCAAAAACUGUUAGAUGAUAAAUUAUCUAAUCAAAAAAUAUAUAUUAAUAUAAAUAAUUUCAAUAAAAAGUUAGUAACUUUUUUAGAGACAUUAAAACCAUUUGAACUUCAAUAUGAGCAAAAUUCUAUAAAUGAAUUAAAUGGAAAUAAUAUGAAACAUAAAAGAAAAUCAAACAAAAGAGAUUUAGAAAAAAACAUACAAAUAAAAAAGAAAAUAAAAAUAUAG